Sorghum bicolor (sorghum) is the source of this 1928-nucleotide messenger RNA. RefSeq lists its product as uncharacterized. The transcript has 15 exons. NCBI's taxonomy places the organism in Eukaryota, Viridiplantae, Streptophyta, Magnoliopsida, Poales, Poaceae. The record is from RefSeq and is a predicted model, not a curated record. The coding region runs from base 345 to 1550 and encodes 401 amino acids.
CGCAGCGCCGACGCUCCAUCUUCCUCGCAGUGCCGCUCAGGCUCGGUCCUCCCUCAGCGCAGAUCUUCUGCUCCUUCAUCUACUCGCGCUCAGUGGCGCUCAGGCUCGGUCCCAGGGUCGGAUCUUCCGCGCGUCGGCGGCGUCCAGCGACGGAGGGGCAGUCCCAGGCUCGGCGUCGGCGUCGGCGGCUCCCCCUCCCGCCUCUCGCCAGUCGCCUCGCGCCCUCGCCUCCGUCCUCCGCGCACCGGCCGGCGACCCUGCCCAAAAAGCUUCAGCUGUGACAGUGCCGGUACAAUUCUGCCAACAAGUUCCUUUGCUACAAAAAGAUAACACUCACAUCUCUCAUGGCAAAGCCUGGAAUUUUAGGCCGCAGCAGCGCACAGAAAUCAAAUGAGGGCAUGCGAAUCAUAUUCUCAGCAGUUGUUGGUGUUAUGCUAGGGUACUUGUUUGGCAUUUCCUUCCCCACAGUUAAUAUAACAAAGCUUCACUUCCCUUCUAGCAUUAUCUCCUAUAUUGAGGACAGAAACUCUGGCAUCACAACCCAAACAUUAUUGAAUCAUGCAUGGACAUCUGCAGCUACUCAUAAGAAGAACAAUUCAGCUUCUAACUCUGAUGAAAUUCCUAAGAUUUAUGUUCCAACAAACCCUAAAGGUGCUGAAAGGCUUCCACCAGGCAUUGUAGUGUCUGAAACUGACCUUUAUCUCCGGAGAUUGUGGGGUGAACCUAGUGAGGAUCUUACUAGCAAACCAAGAUACCUUGUUACAUUUACAGUUGGAUACGCUCAAAAGGCAAACAUUGAUGCAGCAGUGAGAAAGUUUUCAGAGAACUUCACAAUUAUGUUGUUCCAUUAUGAUGAUCGGAUAACUGAGUGGGAUGAAUUUGAGUGGUCAAAAAGGGCCAUCCAUGUGAGUGUCAGAAAGCAGACUAAAUGGUGGUACGCCAAGCGAUUUCUACAUCCUGACAUUGUUGCCCGUUAUGACUACAUAUUUAUCUGGGAUGAAGAUCUCGGUGUUGAACAUUUUAAUGCAGAGGCGUACAUUGGACUUGUUAGGAAGCAUGGGCUUGAGAUCUCUCAGCCUGGUUUGGAGCCUGAUAAAGGUCUGACAUGGCAAAUGACUAAACGAAUAGGUGAUCAGGAAGUCCACAAAGUAACUGAGGAGAGGCCUGGCUGGUGUAGCGACCCCCAUCUUCCACCAUGUGCAGCAUUUGUUGAAAUUAUGGCAACUGUGUUCUCAAGGGAUGCAUGGCGCUGUGUAUGGCAUAUGAUUCAGAACGACUUGGUCCAUGGAUGGGGUCUUGAUUUUGCUCUUAGGAAAUGUGUGGAGCCAGCCCAUGAGAAAAUUGGAGUCGUUGAUUCCCAGUGGAUUGUUCAUCAAGUCGUCCCAUCGCUUGGUAACCAGGGCAAGGCGGAGAAUGGAAAAGCGCCAUGGGAAGGGGUUAGAGCACGCUGUCGUAAAGAAUGGGGGAUAUUUCAAACAAGGUUGACAGAUGCUGAGAAAGCAUAUUACUUGGCGCAAGGGAUCACACCACCAAAAUCGACAGUAACUUAGAUACAUGGCUGCAUACAGGCACCUCGCGAGUCAUAUGGCAAGGUUUGUGCUUUGUGAACCUGGCGCCUGCCUGUCCGACAAGUAACUGACUCUGUAGAGAUGCAGCACCAAGGCCAGAUUUGUACAGGAUCAAUCUCCUUUCUACUCUUAGUCUUUCACUUGGUUUUUUCUCUGUACCAGAGUAGCUCUUGUGUAAGUAGCUAGCACAAUUUCGGAGAUACUUUUUGUCUUAUUGGCCAAAUGCAGUAUCGAUACUGUCAUUUCUUUUUCUUGUUUUAACAUACAAAUGAUUGCGUUGGAUCAGCUCUUGUGCAUUCAGUACCUUAUUUUCAUGCUCUAGCCAGAUAUCUGAAUGACAGAACCCUGAAACAUUGCUUA